AAGACGGAAAUGGACACCUUGGCUGAUGGACACCGUGUGCUGAUGUUUGGUAAUAGUAGUAGUUUGAGCUGUUAACGGCAGGAGCGACUGGGACAAUAAUCUUAAUGUUGGAUUAAGCAGGUUUUAAUUAUUAUACCAGGAUUCGACAUCGAUGGAAUAUAUUUGAUCAUUUUGAUUGACGUAACCUCAGGUAAGUUGUUUUGAAAUGCCUUUGCUUGGGAAGAUAGUGGUGAUCAAGAGAAAUGGAGGAGAUGGCACUGAAUUUCCCCUCACAGCGUCCUGUCUGUUCGGAAGGAAGCUGGACUGUGAUAUUCGGAUUCAGCUGCCGCAGGUGUCUAAAGAGCAUUGUAAAAUUGAGCUAAAUGAGAACAAGGAGCUAAUUUUGACCAAUUUGAGCUCUGUGAACCCCACUCGUAUUAAUGGACAAGUUCUUAAUCAGUCGGAAUGUUUAAAGCAUGGUGAUCUCAUCACAAUCAUUGAUCGUUCUUUCAGGUUUGAGUACCCACCUCCUAAGACACCGAAGAAGAGGCUGUCCACACCUGGAAAAGGCAAAGCAGUUCAGGUGUUGAAAGAGCAGCAGGAAAAAGGCACACCUGUUCCUGUGGAAAAGAGAAAGUCAGAGCAUUCGUUUGAUACUUGUUUAAAAGAUGGGUCAAAUUUGCCACCAUCUUUGGAACAAACUGUUGAGACUGAACCAGAAGAUGGCAAACUUAAAAAGGACAGCAUGUCACCGUUUUGUGAGCUUUACCAAAUGGUCAAACAGGACCUUGCUCCAAAAUCACCACGGAAGUCUGAGCAACCAAAAACACCUCUUGCAAGACCUCAGAAUGGUCACGAGAAAGUUUCGGCUGCAGAUGUUAAAAGUAGUCAGAAACAGGUCACAACCCCAUCUACAAAGAAGCGAAGAUCCUCAAAAUCCAAUUCUGAGGAUACAACUGGACCAGCUAUACCUCAGAGUUCAUUUAAUUCAAAUGUGGAAGAAAACCCCACUGACAAUGUGCCAUCUAUAGGGUCCACCACCCCCUCAAUAACAGAGAAUUGUGUAACGCCUGUCUCCCAGAAGAAUAGAACACCCUUGAAAACACCUCAGAAGUUCAGUGCUGGUGAGGUAGUCCAGCAAAUUCUUUUACAGCCACAGCCUGAAGAGAAGACUCCUAAAUCCCCAAAAGGAAGGAGAAGUGGUGGAUCACAGGAUCAGAGCCUUGUUCAUCAAAUGCCUUCAGUCCAGCCUCAGACUCCAGGCACAAAUGAUAACAACACUGAAGUGAAGAUGUCACCAAGAACAUCACCAAGAGCAAAUGCUGGCAAAAGGUUUCAAAUUCAAGAUGUUCUGCCUGAAAUUACAACUACCACAUCAGCAUCUAAGAAGGAAGAUGACACUUCAGUAAAUGAGCUAUUUGACGGUAAUGAAUCUCGCAAUGAGGUAAUUGUUCCAAAAGCAAAGAAAAAGCGAGUGUCCUUUGGUGGUCAGCUGAGUCCAGAGCUAUUUGACAAAGGCUUGCCCCCUAAUUCCCCACUUCGCCGUGGGGCAACCCCACGACACAGUUUGGGUGCUUCACAAAGACCCCAAUCUCUCUUACGACGAGCAUCCACCAUUGGUCUUUUGGCUCUUCGACUUAGAGAAACCGUUUCAGAGGCUCAAAAAUGUUCUCCAAAUAAAGCUUCACCCAAAAGGUCACCGGGUACCAAGGCUAAGACUCCAUCACCUGCCAAAAGGUCACCGGUUACCAAGGCUAAAAAUCCAUCACCAAAACAUCAAAAGUCACCAUCUGCUUCAACCAAAACACCAACACCAUCCUCUACUCCUGCUGCACCUAGGACACCUGCAUCUGCUAAGAGAGCAUCAACUUCAGAGAUUGAGGCUGCUCGUGACAUGUCUUUAACUGAGACACCUAGGGUGCAGGGAAGGUUUUCAGUCUCUCUUAUCAAUACUCCAUCACCUGUCCAGGACCAGGGGAGCAUGUCUGAACCACAGUCAGCCAUUGCAGAAGACGUGCCCCAGAAGUGUGUAACACCAAAGAUACCCUUAAGGAGGAAGAGCAUGAAGUCUUCUGCAAGAAAAACUCCCAAAAGUGCAAUUAAAAGUGCUUUUGAUGUCAUGCGUUCAAGACGCAGUGGAGCAUCUCGGGCUAAUCUAAAAGUGUUGACCUCUUGGGCUGAUAUUGUAAAAUUUGGUCAGACCAAACCUCAAACAGAAGUUACAACUAAGAAAAAACCUACAAAGAGCACUAUAGUGAAGAGAGCUCUACUGCCAAAACCCAAGACACCUGCACAGAGGCUGAAAGAUGAUGUUAGCACUGGGCAUGCAGCAUCUCCAGUCACCAUUGUUGUUGGCAAAGCCCAUAUGAGGACUAACCAAUAUGUUGGUGCUGCACCUAAAAUAGUGCCAAAUAUAGCACUAUUCAAGAAGGACAUGAAAAUGGAUGAGGACUUGACAGGUGUUGAAGAGAUUUUCAAAACACCAGCCAACACCAGGUCUAAGAAUAGAGUUCCUUUGAAUAAAGAAUGUCCAGAGAUUUCUCUGGAUGAGGUUUCAGUGAUGAAAACACCAGAAGAAUCAGGUGAAAUGUUGGUGUCGCCAUUAAGUGUGGUCUCCACUGCCAAAAGUGGUAUCUACAUCAAUGAAGCAGUAACACGACUACUACUUGACAACCAGGAUGGUAGUUUGUUGGAAGACGAAGUUCUUUCUCAACUCCCUGAAAACUCUAUUGAAACAAAUUGCCAUGACAUCAUUCCAGAUGUAGAGACACCUAAUGUCCAAACAGAGGAAGAGGAGGCUGCACCUGAAACAGUAGUCAAAACCCCAAAACAGAAAGCUGCACCAUCCUUGUGUCUCACUGGAGUCAAGCAGCUCAUGAAGACACCAAAACAGAAGGCUGAACCAAUUGAGGACUUAAGAGGAAAGCUGCUCAAGACCCCCAAGGAAUGUAAACCUUCCCAGGGUGAAAGUCUAGAAGGCAUUAAGGAACUCCUAAAGACUCCCAAAUACAGGGGAGCACCAGUAGAAGACAUGGUUGGAGUGAAAAGAGUGAUGCAGACUCCAAAAGAGAAGAGCAAUCCUGUACUCUGCGCAUCUGGUCUUCAGAGGCUUAUGAGAACACCCAAAGAAAAGGUUGAGCAACAUGAAGACCUUACUGGUGUGAAAGAACUGAUGAAAACACCGGAAAUAAAGGGAGACAUGUUGGAGAAUCAAUUACGGCUAAGAAGAUUUGCGAAGACACCUAAACAGAAGAGAAAUCAAGUUGAAGAGGACCUAACUGGUGUUCAGCAACUGAUGAAGACCCCUAAACACAGAGGAGAGCCAAUUGAAGAUCAAAUGGGUAUAGAAAGGCUGAUGCAGACUCCCAAAGAGAAAGUUGAACCCGAAGAAGACUUCUCUGAUUUGAAGCAGUUAAUGCAGACUCCCAAGUUAAAAGGAGAACCUGUCAGCAGUCAGUUUGAAAUCAGUGAACUUAUGAAGACCCCUCGACUCAAAGCAAUGACAGAGGAGUCCACUGGCCUUAAAGAACUCGAACCAAAGAACAGCUCUUUCUUGACAACAGGAAGUAGUGUGACUGAGGUAAAUGGAAAAGUUAAUCCAUUGAACACUCAUGCCAUGCUUACACCAGAGACAGAAUACGACCAAGAAAAUGUCUGUCAGGUUGAAACCAUGGAGACUGAAGUUUUAAAAUCUAUGGAUCUACAGUGCACCGCUAAAACAGUUGAAUCUAAUCAGAGUCAUCCAUAUAUUGAGACUUUAAUUCCCCAGGAAAGACACCCUGACCAGAUUGAAGAGGAGAUUGUUUCAGUUGAUGCUUCUGAUGUGUGUUCUUCUGGGCCAGAUAAGAAAACCCAAGAGCAGUCUGAAGAAACUGUAUGCUUAUCUGAUAAUACCAACACAACAGUUGAAGCUACCUCAACUUCAUCCACUGCUGAGCAAGAGGAGCUAGUCAAGUCUCCACCUGCCAGCAAAAUUCAGCGUGGCACUCAAGGAAGAGCAGCACAGAGAUCCAAAAAUGGUAACAACAAAAUGGCCAAAGCACCUGCUGUAUUGUCAUUAAUUGAAAAGGAAAUUAUGAGUAGUCAAGUCCCCGCUAGUCCAACCAGAGGAAAGAGAGGCAAGAAACUUCUUGAAGUUCCAGAAAUCGCUGCCAGUCCGGUUAGAAAAUCAGCCCGUGGUAGAGUUCCCAAGCACAGCUCUGUGGAAGAAGAGGCAAAGAAUACAGAGGUCGAGGUUCCAGAUCCCCUGCCUGUGAUUACCAAAACCAGGAAAGGGAGAAAACCUAAACAAGAUGGUGCUGAUGCUGCAGUUGCAACCACUCAUGAUGCAAAUGCUGUUGACCCACAGUGUCCUGAUGCAAAUGAAGAGCAGGUCCAAGCCCCUCUUGUGAAAACUGGGAGGAGAAAGAUUAUGGAUAAAACCAAAAGACAACCUUCAGAAGAACUUGAACAGACAACAACUGAAAUUGUUUGUGAGGAAAAUGCUGUUGUACCAGAGGAUGUCAAGUUGCAGACUUCACUAGGUACUGACACUAUCUCUGCAACUAGAGCUAGGAGGGGAAGGCCAACAAAGAAGGAACACUUGAAAACCGAGCCAACCCCUGCUUUAGAAAGCAAAAUUCCAAGCACUCAUGCUGUUGUAGUGGCUGAGAAGCCAGUGAUACCUGUAGCAAAGUCAGUGCAAGGAAGGAAAGGUAAAAAAGAAACAGUCAAGGACCAGCCCUUGGGUGAUGAUGUCAUGGUUGUUUCCAAAACUGUGGCAGAGGCAAAUGUUGACCAUAAAGAGGAGCCUGAAGCACCUGUGGUCAAGUGUGGCAGAGGACGAAAAACCAAACAGCAGAAACCACAAAUGGCUGAAGAGGUUGUUGACCAACCUGCUGUAGAUACCAGCACACAUUUACCUGUGACCGAAGAACACACUGAAACAGUGAUAAAAUCUGUGAGAGGGAAUAGGAAGACAAAGCAGUCAAAGGAGACCGUUUCAGUUAAGGCUGAGGAGAAGAUUGUCAGCCCGGUUGAACAAGCAGAGACCCCUGUUGUCAAAACGGGUCGAAAAAGGGCUGUUAAUGCAAAAGAAACUGAAAUGGUUGCAGAUGUUGCUGUCAAAAGAGGUCGCCAUGCUGUUGCAGACCCUGCACCGCCAGUUGCUGUGGUGUCUAGCCGUGUACGUAAAGCAGUUGUGAAGGCAAAGUCUGAGGUUACUGAGGAUGUAGCUUCAUCAGAAGAGCCAGUAAAGCCUGCUAAACAUACCAGGAGAACAGCAAAAGCACCUAAAUCAAAGGAAGAAGAAAAUACCAUGACACAGGCAGGUUCUGAAUUUGUUGCUGCUGAGAAAACACCAGGUGUCGGACUGGAGAAAGUGGAAAGAGGAAGCCGUGGAAAAAAACUGAAGGAUUCAACUAAGGACAUCCCUAACAGCCCAAUCAGUGAAGCUGCUACAGCUGAGGAAGCUAGUGAAAUAAAACCAUCAAAAAUGGUUAUCUGCAACACAGAUUUGGUCGUCUGUAAAGACACCGAAAAGUCUGAAAUUACUACCAAUGUAAAAGAGCCGCAGCUGAAGAAAUCCAAAAGGUUAGGCAAAUUACCAGCUGAGAUGUCUUCCACAGAAUCAAAUCAGUCAACUGAUCUGCCACCCAGAGGCCGCAGAGGGAGAGGAGUGAAAGAAGAAAUUCCCAUUGAAGAGACUCAAGAAGAAGCUCAGAUAAAAGACAAACCAUUGAGAAGAGGAAAGGCAGUGGCUCCCUCUGCGCCCAAAUCAGAGCCCACUGAUAGUAAGACAUCAACUCCCCUCAAAAGGAGAAGGAUUGAAGUGACGGAUGAGUCCGUGAAUAAGGAGCCUUUGCCAAAGAGAAGAGUGAGAGUAGUUGAAGUUGCAGCAGAGGUCUCAAGCAAAGAGAAAAUGCCUGAAGCUGAACCAGAAAAGGCUGAUCCUACUUCCAAGAAGACUGGAAAUAAAGCUACAAGAAGACAGAAAAGUACAGCACAGGAACCAGAUCCAGCACCUGCUAAGGCUCAAGAGUCUGUUUCAGGAACCACCACUCGAAAAGCAAGGAGUGUGAAAAAAUUAGAGGAAGUAGAUGUCCCUACAGAGGCAGCUCCUGUCAGGCGCACCAGGAGGAAGUAAAGCACUGAUCUUACAGAGUGGUCUUAAUUAUCGAUUCUCUGUAAUCUCUUAAAAAAGUUUUAGUUUUAUAUGUUUGUGAUAUUGCAUUGUUUUCUAUACAUUUUUCAGUGUAAUUUUAACUGAUUUUAUCUUAGGGAAAAGUCUGUGAACACUUGAAUCAAAUGUGUUUGUUCUCUUAAACUCGGAUGAAAGAGACAUUGAAACAUAUAGCCAUGUAGACUUGUUUUUACUUCAAGAAAAUGUUUAAAGACUUUCUACAUUUGAACUGUUAACUUCCGUCAAUGUUCUUUUAUAUAUAUAUAUAUAUAUAUAUAUUUUUUUUUUUUAAAGAAUAAAAUAAGUUGAGGGGUGCAUAACCAGGCUUGAUCUGUCACAAUUCUUAAGCCCAAGAGUGUGUAUUGUGCUGUAGUUGUAAGUGUACAUGUGACAUGAUUGAAAGUUUUCAUUAAAAAGAAUUUUGUCACCUCA
Molecule: messenger RNA, 6571 nt
Organism: Carassius carassius (crucian carp)
Lineage: Eukaryota; Metazoa; Chordata; Actinopteri; Cypriniformes; Cyprinidae
Product: proliferation marker protein Ki-67-like
Exons: 15
Coding region: 206-6103 (1965 amino acids)
Biological process (GO): regulation of chromosome segregation; regulation of mitotic nuclear division
Cellular component (GO): chromosome; nucleus
Molecular function (GO): protein binding
Source: RefSeq, a predicted model, not a curated record